GCUCCCGAAUGCCCCCACCGUCUAGGUCAAACUGUCACAGGCCGUCGCCCUGGCGCAGUGGUAUUAUGUAUUGGCUUCAGGGCUACAGGAGUUUUAUUUUUGGAUAGGUUACGGACACUGUUGCCCUCUGCCAUAGGCAGGCUGGGGCUCAGUUGUGGAUGAGGCAGUCCUUGUCACACUCCAUGCUGGGAUUAGCAGGCUGCGAGCAUACUCCCCAAGCCAUCACACAAAAGGUUGGACAUGCUGAUGGAAGCGAGCUACAACAAUGGGCUGGACCCGGACCUCUCCCAACCAUAUCCUCCUCCAGUGCUACCUAAGCCGGGCAAAGACAACGCAAGACUCCAGAAACUAAAGAAGAAGAGAUCCAAGAAAAAAGGUGGCCCCUCCCAGACUCCUAUCCCCUUCCGCACCUGUUUGUCUCCUGUCAAUGAAGCAAGCACGGACCUCGAACACAGCGACCAUCCCUCCCCGUCUAGGUCCCCAAAUUCAACUUACCUCGGGGAUUCCUCAGUCUCCAAUUUCUCAACGGCUCCUUUCUAUAAUAACUGCAAAUCCCCCUUCCCUCCUGCACGCAGCAGCCCCUUUCGCCCAACAUGCAGUUCUCCGCUACAGCACUACAAACCUCCUGUCCGUUCAUAUGAGGAACAGGCGGCUCCACUGUAUGAGUGCUCAUCUUUUUUAUUUGAGGAUGACACCCCUUUGACCAUGCCAUCGCUGUCCCCAUCCCCACCACUGGAGGGGGUCGCAGCACCACCUUCUGUCUCUCCCUUUGUCUUAACAAAGUCCAAAGGCUCUUUGGGUUCAUUCUCUGCAAUACUUAAAGAACCAACCCCCAUGCCCAAUUGUAGCCCAAAAAUUUCCACCCACACCCUGACCCUAUCGUCCACUGGCCCCACGACUGGUCAAGAGCAGACUUCAUCUCGAGUUCUGGAUUUAUCGCUUGUUCCGGCACUGCUAUCAGUUUCAGUCCCUCAGACACAGCCUUUAAGUGGCAGCAAACACAAAACAAACUCACAAUCAAAGGCCAAAGCCUCUUUGACCGCCAAGCCUGCUUGUAAUUCCGUUUGUCCUAACAGCCAAAUACCGCCUGAGUUGACCGACUCAAAUAUAACACUUGUUGAAACGGUCAAAGAGAAGAAUUAAAUUCCCAGCAGACAAAGAUUUACACAUCCAAGGCAACCUUUUAUGAGAUCUCUAAGCCCCCUUCGCUGCAGGAUCUCACAGUAUGUGCUGCAUCGUCCCAAGGUGCAUCAUUAUCUACUGGAG
This is a messenger RNA of Gadus morhua (Atlantic cod), 1266 nucleotides long. Its product is annotated as pollen-specific leucine-rich repeat extensin-like protein 2. The coding region runs from base 241 to 1143 and encodes 300 amino acids. The record is from RefSeq and is a predicted model, not a curated record. The transcript is spliced from 2 exons. Lineage: Eukaryota; Metazoa; Chordata; Actinopteri; Gadiformes; Gadidae.